CCAUGUCCGGCGACAGUAAUUAAUAAUCAAUUUACUCUUAUGCUAUAAAGAUGGCCCAGUUCCUGGUUCAACAUAGAUCAUAGAUCAUUCAGUCAAACUUAUCAUUAUCAAAGUACCAUUCCACCAUGCCUGCUCCCUUGAUUUUCAUAACCGGUGCUACCGGUUUCAUUGGCAGUGCCACCGCCGUUCAAGCUCUCAAGUCCGGAUAUCAACUUCGAAUCGCCGUUCGCCAAAAGUCCGAGAAACUUGAAUCAUUGUUGUCCGAGUACCGCGAACAACUGGAAUUCGUCAUCGUCCCAGCCCUCACCGAGGAGGCUGCGUUUAGAGGGAAGCUUGAUGGAGUGGACUAUGUCCUCCACCUAGCAUCGCCUCUUGCCAACGGUACAGACAAGAAUGCCUUUUUCCCCCCCGCGGUGAAAGGAACACUGGCUGUACUCAAAGAGGCAGCCAAGGUUCCAAGCAUCAAGAAGGUUGUGGUCACUUCAUCUAUCGCUUCCUUGAUUCCUCUUGUUGGACUUCCCGACGGUGGUGUCAUUAGAGAGGAUAACGACUGGGAUCUCGCUGUGGACCCCACUGCAAAUUUUGUGGAUCCCAACAAUCCUGCGGCAACACCGAUGACUUUGUACCGGGCGUCCAAACUGCUUGCGAACAACGCGACAUGGGACUUCUGGAAGACAGAAAACCCGCAUUACGCACUGGUGACUCUUCAUCCGUCGUUUGUCUUUGGGCACAAUCUCGUGCAAGCUUCCGCCAAAGAGAUUGAAACAGGCUCCAAUGGAAUCAUCUGGGGUAGUGUUAUAGGAGGCGUCCCACUUGGAGGCAUCACGGGUGUGCACAUCCAAGAUGUUGCUGAGGCCCAUAUCAAGGCGUUGGACCCGAAGAUCAAGAAUGGUACGAAGUAUUUGCUCUCCGGGCCGUCAACAACAUGGAAAGAGGUCGCUCGAUUUGCGCACGAGUUCUACCCCAAUAUUGGUGUGAAGCUUACGGAGCGUGCCGAGGGUGCCUCUAUGCCGACUGAUACCACCAAAGCCGAAGUUGAACUGGGAAUGCAAUGGCGACCUUGGGAGGAGAUGGUGCGGAGCGUGAUGGACCAGCAAUUGGGCUUCCUUUAGGUCAGGCCAUGGAGAGCUUGUAACUAGAUCUUGACUUUAUGGUUUUAGAGAACUAGCUUGAAGUGUAUUUGAAACAAAAAGUUGAGACUUCUGCUGUCGUUGAUAUCGCGUGUGUACUUUUCAGCGGGUCUUCAAUGCUGACACUACAGUUCAGGGCCAUUUAGUUGACAUCGCUCAAGGCUAGGAGAUUUAGAGUGAACAAUUAGCCAGCAACCCUUACCAAAACAUUGUCCUUAUACACCACCCUGCACGUCAUCCAAUCUCAUAUGGGCCCUUUCCUUCAGAUAAGAAAAUGAGGUUCAGCCAGCGCAGAGAG
Molecule: messenger RNA, 1428 nt
Organism: Aspergillus sclerotioniger CBS 115572
Lineage: Eukaryota; Fungi; Ascomycota; Eurotiomycetes; Eurotiales; Aspergillaceae
Product: putative 3-beta hydroxysteroid dehydrogenase/isomerase
Exons: 2
Coding region: 126-1112 (328 amino acids)
Molecular function (GO): oxidoreductase activity, acting on the CH-OH group of donors, NAD or NADP as acceptor
Source: RefSeq, a predicted model, not a curated record